Rotaria sordida is the source of this 486-nucleotide messenger RNA. Lineage: Eukaryota; Metazoa; Rotifera; Eurotatoria; Philodinida; Philodinidae. The record is from the annotation of a GenBank genome assembly.
AUGAAUUAUAAUCAAUUUAAUUCAUAUGAAGCUGCUUUUAUUCAAGCAGAUAGAAAUCGAGAUGGAGUAUUAGAUCGAAAUGAAUUUCGAAAUUUUCUUGAAUUUCAAAAUGCUGAUCGUAAUUAUGAUGGACGUGUUAGUUAUGCUGAAUUUGCAAAUAUAGCUGCACCAAAUCUUAAUAUUCAUCCAAGAGAUACAAAACGAGCUUUUCAAGUAGCUGAUCAAAAUCGUGAUGGUUUUUUAGAUCGAAAAGAAUUAGCCGAUUUUUCUGAUUUUCAACAUGCUGAUUUAAAUCAUGAUGGACGUGUUGAUCCAAUUGAAAUGCGUUUGUUUCUUGAAAAAAAUCAAAUGCCAAACCAUUCACCUUAUCAACAUGGACAACAACACUAUCGUCCUCCUAUUCAACAUCAACAACAACAACAACCCUAUCGUCCUCCUAUUCAACAUCAACAUCAACGAUCGCUGUAUUCACCACGUCGUUAUUAA